CCGUGGUUGAGUGAAGAAGUGCCUCUCUCGCUCACCCAGUUGAUACCAUAGUGCGCUCUUUGAACUUAGAAAAAUUUUCACCAUGCCGAGGUCGUUCCUCAUCAAGAAGGCGGGCGGCGCCGCCAACUACAGCCACUGCCCGCUUAAAAAGCGACCGGUUCACAUCAUCAAAGAUGAACCGGAUGAUGUAAAAAUGGAAAUGGACACAGUCGAGCCGGAGAACCUGAGCACCAAACCACAAGACCUGAGCGUUCGGCGCCCCGAGUCACCUGUGUCGCCGCCACCCCUGGUGAUCGCAACGACGCCUUCGCCGCCACCUCCGGCUUCUCUGCCGACGCCGCCACCCUCCCUGCACCACCCGUACUACCUCAAGCCGACCGGCGGGGUGCUCGAGCCCCUGAGUCUGAACACGCCGGUGGCCCCCGAGCAGAUGUGCUGGCCGCCGAUGCCGCAGCCGCGCCACCACCACCAGUUCUACUACCACCCCACCGUGGCCCCGGCGGCCAUCCGGAGGGCCCCCGUCACCACCCUGUACCCCCCGCCGGCCCUGUCGCCGUACGCACCCCCGAGGGCCGCCUCCUCGUCGCCCCCGGCCCACCGCCUCUACUCGGCCGCCUUCGCGCCGCCCUUCCCUGGCGAGGGCCACCACGAGCUCAACCUUCUCUCCCCCUCGAGUUCCUCGGCCUCGUCCACCGAAAUCCUCGGCGUCGAGGACCUGAGCCGUCCGGCCCGCAACAAACCUGCGGGCGGCCAAAGGUACAGCUGCCCCAACUGCAGCAAGAGCUACUCGAGUUUCUCUGGCCUGAGCAAACACCGCGCCCUCCACUGUCCGGCCGCCGCGGGGUCGACGGCCUCGGACGACGACCACGCCAACAACAACGCGCAGCCCAAGUCGUUCAGCUGCAAGUACUGCGAGAAGACGUACGUGUCGCUGGGCGCCCUGAAGAUGCACAUCCGGACGCACACGCUGCCCUGCAAGUGCAAACUGUGCGGCAAGGCCUUCUCGCGGCCCUGGCUGCUGCAGGGCCACAUCCGGACGCACACCGGCGAGAAGCCCUUCUCCUGCCAGCACUGCCGGCGCGCCUUCGCCGACCGCUCCAACCUCAGGGCGCACCUGCAGACCCACUCGGACGUCAAGAAGUACUCCUGCCAGCACUGCAGCAAGACCUUCUCGCGAAUGUCCCUGCUCGGCAAACACAUCGACGGCGGCUGCUCCGGCCUCAGCCAGCACACCGUCGACAACAUCAUCAUGCAACAACAGAUGCAGCCCAUGCAACCGGUCCACUGAAGAAUUUUUACUCAAAAAUUUCUCAUCCAACACAAACGUGCCUUGUACAUUUCGACGCUCCGAGUACCUCUCUAGCCGUGAAACAGCAUUGCCAUAUAUUUAUUUUUUGCAUUCAUUUUUUUUAUGUGUUCGGUCACAAUUUGGCAAAAUGUUCACCCCACGUGCCUUUACUUUUUUUAUGUGUACAGAUUUAUUUCACUCUCGCUUUUCCCCGUUAAUUUAUUACACAUGUACAUUCCUAUAUUGCGCGUCACAAAUGCUUUUUCUGUACAUUGAUUACUUUCGAUUCCACCGAUUAUCGUUGUAAGUUUAGUUGAUAAUUCAUCCUAUUGUAUUUGAUUUUGACAUUCCCUAGUCAAUGGCAUAACGCGAAAAGCGGUGCAGCCUCACAUGUGCACAAACGAUAUCGCUUUACUACAUAAUUUGUACGAAAUGUCGAAAUAAUAAUUCCAAUACGCAGUGUGUAUUUCUAAUUUUAUGUAAUUCUUGUCGCGACUUAAGCGUUGAUUGACGCCAGCCGCUGUUACUUUUGCAUUUUUGUAAUAAAAUAAAAGUGAAAACAACCUGAAUAUGGUUCAAAAGAAA
Molecule: messenger RNA, 1873 nt
Organism: Neocloeon triangulifer
Lineage: Eukaryota; Metazoa; Arthropoda; Insecta; Ephemeroptera; Baetidae
Product: zinc finger protein SNAI2-like
Exons: 2
Coding region: 83-1288 (401 amino acids)
Biological process (GO): regulation of DNA-templated transcription
Molecular function (GO): RNA polymerase II cis-regulatory region sequence-specific DNA binding; DNA-binding transcription factor activity, RNA polymerase II-specific
Source: RefSeq, a predicted model, not a curated record